AUGGAGUUGGGAGCAGACUACCCAGACCCUUUCUGCCCACCCAUGCAUCGCCACACUCUGAAAAAGUUCACCUUGAAAGAAGGGAGGUCAGGGGAGGAGAAACAAUCGAAAGAAAAAGGGCCAGAGCCUAAUGAAAAUGAGAAUUCCAAGAGGGAGAAUUCCAAAGAGGAGGAUGUCAAGGAAAUGGAGCUCAGUUCCAGAACCCACACUGUUAGGUCAGAGUCCGUUCUGAGCUCAGAUGGCGGGCCAACCAGGAAGAGGAAAACCCGUUCCGAGGACCGCAGUCAAGUCCAAGCAGGAAACGAGCGCAGCUCCAGCUUGAAAAGAAGACAGACGACCUCUGGACGGAGGAGCACCGCGCAGAAACACGCCGGCUUCCGACGCAGCCGAGAGGCCGACGUGGGCGCCUCGCCGCCGCCGCUUCGCAAGAGCCUGGUGAGAACCCUGCGCGCCAUGUCCGAGGCCAUUUACCAGGACGCGGCGCAGGCGGAGGCCCUGCAGGCGCGGGCCCUGCUCGGCUGGGAGCAGCUCUCGGCGCUCAGGCAGCUCUGGGGGCCUCUGCACUCCACCAUGCAGACCUUCUACACCCUGGCCAACCAGGCGGCCUGGACUGUGCCCGCGGAGGGCUGGCUGCUCCCUGCACCCGCGUCCGCUCCGGAGCGGGCGUCGGGGAAGGACGCUCAGAGCGCCGCCCUGGAAGGAGCCGGCGAGGCGGCCGAUGCAGUGAGCAAGGCGGACAUCGAGGCGGACGAGACCUGA
Molecule: messenger RNA, 759 nt
Organism: Jaculus jaculus (lesser Egyptian jerboa)
Lineage: Eukaryota; Metazoa; Chordata; Mammalia; Rodentia; Dipodidae
Product: protein FRG2-like-1
Exons: 1
Coding region: 1-759 (252 amino acids)
Source: RefSeq, a predicted model, not a curated record